UGCAACGGACAGCUGUUGCGCGCUCGUGCCGCUUGUUUGGUAUUCAGAGUCGUCAACGCCUCACUGCCGUCUGUCUGGUCGCGCAAGACCGCAGACUAGGGAAACGCUAGACAGUGUGACGCCGUUGUGGCAAAGGCGCAGUGCAUGCAAGUGAGCAUCACAUAUGGCUGUGUUGUUUUGAAUGACGCGGUUGGGUUGACUGAGUGCCGGACAAUUUCCAAACUCAUUAAGUGUGCAAAGGAAGAGUAUUCUCUGCAAAGUGUCGUGGCGUGUAUCGAAAAGUUAAUCUUCGCGACGCGCGUGGGCCGCAGCUGAUAAGCAACGUGUGUCAAGUCAAUCACAAGCGCGAUAUUUCAUUGCAAGAAGCAGCGUUCAUAGCAGCGUAUCCUCUCGAAAGGGACUGGCCUGUGGUACGCGGGGCCAGGAUUUAUGCUUGUUCGGGGGGUAGACGCGUCUAUGCAAAUUGAGUAACGUGUGUGUUCUCAUAACCGUGUUGCGUUAUACUACAAAAUUGGUUGGCCGCAAGCGCGGAGGUGUGAAUGAAAUUCCGGCCGGUAUAGCAGACAGCACAUUUUUCAUUUUUCUUGUGACGCGCGCGCGUUAAAUUGCUACUCCACUUUUCGAUCCGUUCAUUGGUUUGGUCGCAGUGCAUUCCGGUGUUGAUUGUGUUGUGUCUAUGUCGGAUUUGUUUUUCUGUUCGCGCUAGCUGCAGACGUCGUACGUCGCUCUAUACCCCAUUGGGCAAUUAGCGUGCAUUCGUGUUGUCGUUUAAUUAAAACUAAAAAUUCCACUGGAAUACAAAUUAGCCGGAGGGUCGUAUGUACGAGGCCGUGGUUGCAUGCAGCACGUGCUCAGGCCACUGUCUUGGUCGUUUCGUUUUUGUUGCCGUUGCCACAAUUGCAAAGUGCCUACUCGCCAACUUGCCUAGCAGUGUUGCGUGCUGGCCAACCGCUGACUGAAAAUAAAAACAACCAAAGCCCCCAACGGCAGUGAAGAAUAUUGCUAAUAGGAAGUGUUGCAAGUGUUAAUCGGGCGCGUGUGACUUGAAUACGUGAAAAUUCGCCUUGUUGUGUUGCAUGCAACGCAUCUAGGUAUACACCGACCAGCCAUAGAAUAAAAAAAUACAAAAAAAAAUAAUCAGCACACAUAGAAUAAUGCGCACCAGUGAAACCAUGUUGGCGACAACAACACCGCACACCGCCGUCAAAGCCAACUAUAGAGGCAUGCACAUCGUGCAAACGAUACCAGUCAUUGUCUACAUCUGCAUUUGUAUGCUCGGCUAUGCGCUGCACCCAGCUGCGGCUGCCUCCUCCUCCUCCUCCAGCUCUGCGCAUUCCAACAGCGAUCCCUGUUACUUCGAAGGCAAGCCACGCAAAUGUCUGCCCAGUUUUGUGAAUGCGGCCUACGGGAAUCCCGUCCAGGCGUCCAGCGUUUGUGGCGCGAACAAGCCCGAGCGCUUCUGCGAAAUCAAUCGCGAUGGUUCGCUGAGCGAGUGUGACAUGUGCGACAAUACCAAGCCCGAAUCGCGUUUUCCCGCUAGCGCGCUAACUGAUUUGAAUAAUCCCAAUAAUGUGACGUGUUGGCGUUCGGCUAGCGUGCCUGUGCCGGCUGAUUUAGACACUGCGCCGCCAGACAAUGUCACGCUCACCCUAUCGUUGGGUAAGAAAUAUGAAUUGACCUAUGUGAGUUUGUCGUUCUGUCCCAAGUCGCCACGUCCCGACUCGUUGGCCAUUUAUAAGAGCUCCGAUUUCGGACAAACUUGGCAACCUUUUCAAUUUUACAGUUCACAGUGCUUGAAAUUCUACGGACGUCCAGAUCGCGCCAAAAUCAGCAAGUUCAAUGAGCAAGAAGCGCGUUGUAUAGAUUCACAUCGCGAUGGUACAACCAACCGGUUCGCUUUCAACACACUUGAAGGUCGUCCCUCGGCCAAUGACUUGGACGCAUCGCUGGUGUUGCAAGAUUGGGUUACCGCCACAGAUAUACGUGUUAUUUUCCAUCGACUCGAACUGCCACGUGAAUUGGCUGCGGCACAGGCAAAGGAUGCGGCUAAACCAGAUGCGAAUAGCUUUAGCGAUGAGAUGGGCAGCAGCCAGGAAGAUGAAGACGAUGAGGAGGAGGAUGAUGAGUACGACUACAAUGUACAAGGCAAUGAUAGCACUUAUGAAGAUGAAGAAUAUGCGGCCGAGCCCAAAAAGCAUUUGGAGCUGGACGAUGAUGAUGAUUUAGAUCUUGACUAUCCGAACGAUGGCAGCAGCAGCAGCAGCGGCAUCAGCAUCGUGCCAGAGGUCAAACGCCAUAAUACCAAGACUAAAUUGUCCGCUUACGAGAAGCAUUACCAAGCUAAAUCCGCGCUUGCUGCAGCGGCAGCAGCUGCGGUCGCAAGCACCACAAAAGCGGCCACCACAACAGUGGACAAAAAUGCCGACAUCGGCAGUGAUGGCAAAGCAACAUUCAAGCCCCGCGCUAAGGAGCUAUUGGCCGUAUCGCAGCACUAUGCUGUGUCUGAUUUUGCGGUUGGUGGGCGCUGCAAGUGCAACGGGCAUGCAUCUGAAUGUGUGGCAACAGUGAGUCCGAAUGAUGCCCUUCCACAUGUAUACAAUGCUGGCGAUGACUUCGAUGGCGCUGUUUCCACAGUGCUCGUACAUAGCUACAGCAAUAGCAAUAACAAUAAGAACAAUCCGAAUGUGAAUGUCAAGUUGACAAUGACGUGCGCUUGCAAGCACAACACAGCCGGACCAGAAUGUGAACGCUGUAAGCCGUUUUACUUCGAUCGUCCAUGGGGACGUGCAACGGACACCGACGCCAAUGAAUGCAAAAUGUGUCAAUGCAAUGGACAUGCGCGUCGUUGCCGUUUUAAUUUGGAACUUUACAAGCUGUCUGGCCGUGUUUCGGGAGGAGUCUGCUACAACUGUCAACACGACACCACCGGCCGUUAUUGUCACUACUGUCGCGAGGGCUACUACAGGGAUGCAACCAAACCGGCCAAUCAUCGCAAGAUCUGCAAACGCUGCGAUUGUCACCCUGUAGGCUCCACAGGCAAAACCUGCAAUCAUCUAAGCGGACAAUGCCCAUGCAAAGAGGGCGUAACUGGACUGACUUGUAACCGAUGUGCGCGCGGCUAUCAACAGACCAGAUCCCAUGUGGCGCCCUGUAUAAAAUUACCGACCAAAGCGAAUAUGAUACAAGCGGAGAGUGCAGUUAGCGAGUAUCGCGAAUCAGGCGGAGCCGAUGAUGAAAUGAAAAAAUAUUGUGGCAAAUGUAAGGCCAGCCCGAAAAAACUCAAUUUGAAUAAAUUCUGCAUGGAGGAUUACGCCCUUUUGGCAAAAGUCAUUGGGCAUGACCGCGCCUCACAGGAUAUCAAUACGGAGAAAUUUUCGAUUGAACGACAAAAUGAAAUUUUCAAAUACGAAAUAAAUAUACAAACGAUUUUCAAGCGGAACCCUUUGCAGGGUACGACGAGUUCGCUGCUGGGCAGAGGGCAUAUGAUGUGGCUAGUGCCGCGUAAGAGUCUCGAAUGCCAGUGUCCCAAAAUAAAGUUGAACAAAUCAUAUCUCAUACUUGGACGUGAUGCGGAAGCCGCACCCGGCUAUCUAGCCAUCGGCCCCAGUUCGGUGGUGCUCGAAUGGAAGGACGAAUGGUCGUUGCGCAUGAAACGCUUCCAGCGGCGAGCGCGUAAAUGCAGUUGAAUCGAACCGGAAACGGAAUAUGUCAGAGCGGAUUUUAAUUUCAUACAUUUGGAUAGAUAUCGUUUCUUGUAUAAAUUGUACAGUUUACUCAAAUUUUUGACAUUCUUCGGUAUUAUGCUAUAAAUACAAGAGUACGUAGAAAAAGAAAAACAACCAACACACACACACAUAAACAAACAAAAAACAAUAAUAACAAAAAAAGGAAUAUAUAAACAAAACAUUAAGCCAUAUUUAUGCAAACUAUAAAUAAAUAAUGCAAAGCUCAUAAGAAAACGCAAAGGCAACAAAAUCAACAACAACAACAGAACACACUCAUGCUCAUAUAGUACAUACAUAGUACAAUGCAUGCAUACAUAAUUGAUUAAGUACGGAGAGCGCAAAGUAUUAACCGUCGAGAGUAAUUAAAAAAAAAAUUAAUUGAAUUGGAGCGAAAAAAUCGAUUUCAUAAAUAUGACUUCAAUAAUUUAUAAACUUGAUUAAUCAGCAUGCACACACACAACACGAAAGCAUGCAUGUGGGAGGCUAAAUAAAAUGUAGGCGCUCUAAAUUUAAAGCUUUUAAGCUUUAAAUUUUAUACUUUAAAUUUGAAUUUUGCUAUUAGUCAGCAAUUCGCUGCUCUUUCAGAUUGCAAACAUUUUGCUUUUUUUACAUAUGCAUGUAUGUAUGUACUUGGAUUAGGCUGCGCCACGUUCCAUACAAUGUAAAAUAUUUUCUAAAUACCCAAGCGAGUUAUAAAAAUUAUAUAAAUUGUUUAUCUUCCACCAAAAUAUUUCGGCUUAAUCAGCGUCAUUCAUAAAGUUUUUUUUAGAAAAAAAAAUUCUAUCAUAAAACAUUUUUCAAGUUAUAAGUAGUGCACAUACGUUUACACUAGCAAAUUAGCUGUCCGAGAAUAUCAGGGAAUGGUAAAAUGAUGUUUCCACGACAAGUGAUUCGCUCUUCCAUUCGCAAUUUGUGGGUAAUUCAGAUUCAAUUAUCAUGAGAAAUUUAACGAAACCAUUUGUCAAAACACAUAGACCACACACAUUCCCAUCAUCACAAAUAUCGAAAAAAACGUUAGAUUUAUUAAAACAAUUGAACAAUAAACAAAACAAAGAACAAGAAACAUAGAUGCCAAGCGAAUUACGAAUGGAUCGUGUAAACAGGGGAAUUCGCCGUUCGUAACUGGGAGAGCGAACAACGUAAUUCGGUUGUCGUGGAAACGCCUUGACUUCUAAGGACUUACGGUGGAAAAACGACCCGUUUGAGCAAUAAAAAUCCAUAAGCGGCUAAUCUAUAUUCGGGAAUGAGAAACUUAAUCUCGCAAAACCUGAGCAGCUGAGUAGCAGAUAUUGAGGUGAUUCCACCCUCCAUACUUUGAGCUUGAGUGGCUGUUGAGCCUUACCGCAUAAAUUCCGAUCGGACAAUGACGGCAAGAAAUCUCAUCAGUAACACAGACGUUAAUUGUUAAAUUUGAACAGCGUCCUUGACAGCCGUCGUUUAAGGAGGGACCCCUCACGUUGAAGUCCAAGGUCAGCGUUUGCUGAGCUAACCUGUUCAGAAGUAAGCAUGCAGACAGUGGAAACCUCAAAAUUUGCUUCUCAAAGGGUUUUUCUUUCAUGCAGUUACCUUGCGAUAUACAUAUACACAGUGGCGGAUUUACCGUAAAGGCAACAUAGGCAGGUGCUUAGGGCGGCAAAAUUUAGAGGCGGCCCUUAGCUGCAGUAGAAUUUGUGUUUGUACAUUUGAAGACAUAAAUUUGAGAUUCAAUUAUGCAAUGAGAAAAAAGGACAACACUGUUGGGUAUUUUUGAUAUUAUUUAAAUGAUAAUGUUUAAAAACACAAAUUUAGUGUUUUUGAGAUUAUAACUUAUCAAGUGAGAAAACUUUGUUGAUGAUGGCUUUCUUUAAAAAUUGAAAACCUUUACUCAAGGGAAAUACAACUUUUUCAUCUUAAAUUGUAAUAAAAGUAUAGUAAAUAACACAAAUUUGAACAUUUCUAUUUACUGCUAAUGGUUCCAAAACUGGUACUUUUACCUCAAAAUAUUUUGCUUGCCUAGGGGUGACAAAUAUUCAAAUCCGCCACUACAUAUACAUUGUUGUCGCCUGGAAUCCAACUAACCUUGAUAGUAUUUCAUAUGAUUCAAUCAUCAAACGUAUCAUGGUGUUAUAUCGGCCCUUAUUGCCAAAUGGCCAUCAAAAUAUAUCUUAAUAUCCAUAAAUGGUAUAAUAUUUGGAAGCAUCCAGUUCGCUGCUUUCUUUCUAGCGGCUACCUCUGCUGGAAAACAAUACUGAGAUCCGAAAGCCUAAAUUAUGGAUUAGAUGGAGAUUACUUCGCUGAAUACACAUCCGAUAACUUUUCCUUGGUCCUUUUCAGUGGCCCUUGAAUGAGAUAUGAGUGAUGUAUCCACUCGCUCGCACCGUCGGGAUGCAGUGCUCGGUUCGUGGCGACAUGAACUCCAA
Rhagoletis pomonella (apple maggot) is the source of this 6124-nucleotide messenger RNA. RefSeq names its product netrin-B. The record is from RefSeq and is a predicted model, not a curated record. Lineage: Eukaryota; Metazoa; Arthropoda; Insecta; Diptera; Tephritidae. Gene Ontology annotation, molecular function: protein binding. The coding region runs from base 1155 to 3686 and encodes 843 amino acids. The transcript has 7 exons.